AUGUGUCCUGUAGCAGAGAUUCAAAGGUCACUCAGCCAGAAGAGCUCAGAAACAGAGUACAUUAACAAAUAUAGACAACUUGAAGCACAAGAAUUUGAUAUGUAUGGCAGUGAUCCACCAACCAGUGGACCAGGUCCAAGGCUGCCUUUGGCUAAAUUAAGCAAUGUGACAUGCAUCCCAGAGACAACUUAUAAAUAUCCUGAGUUGCCUAUAAAUCGGUGUAAGGAAGAGGUUAUUUCUUUGAUAGAAAGCAACUCUGUGGUAAUUAUACAUGGUGCCACAGGAAGUGGUAAGAGCACUCAGCUGCCCCAAUAUGUCCUGGACCGUUGCCUUCAGCGCUCUACCUCCUGCAACAUUGUGGUUACCCAGCCGCGGAAGAUCGGGGCCAGCAGCAUUGCCAGGUGGAUCAGUAAAGAGCGCUGUUGGACUCUGGGUGGCUUGGUGGGUUACCAGGUAGGGCUAGAGAAAAUAGCUACAGAAGACACCAAGUUAAUUUACAUGACCACUGGAGUCCUGCUUCAGAAGAUUGUUAGUGCUAAGAGUUUGAUGGAAUUCACACAUAUCUUCAUUGAUGAAGUACAUGAACGAACUGAAGAAAUGGAUUUUCUGCUUUUGGUAGUCCGAAAACUUUUAAGAACAAAUUCGCGUUUUGUCAAGGUUGUCCUCAUGUCUGCUACCAUCAACUGCAAGGAGUUUGCAGACUACUUCGCUGUUCCUGUUCAGAACAAGAUGAAUCCUGCUUAUGUUUUUGAAGUGGAAGGCAAGCCCCAUGCGAUAGAAGAGUAUUAUCUCAAUGAUUUGGACCACCUUUAUCACAGUGGUCUCUCUCCGCAUCGCCUGGAGGAACCACUGAUAACGAAGGAUAUCUAUGAAGUUGCUGUCUCCCUAAUCCAGAUGUUUGAUGACUUGGACAUGAAAGAGAGUGGAAACAAGACCUGGUCGGGGCCCCAGUUUGUGUCAGAAAGGAGCAGCGUAUUGGUGUUUUUGCCAGGUCUUGGUGAAAUAAACUAUAUGCACGAACUUCUCACAAACAUGAUUCACAAAAGGUUGCAAGUCUAUCCACUGCAUUCCAGUGUGACUUUAGAAGAGCAGAACAAUGUCUUUUUAAGUCCAGUCCCUGGGUACAGAAAGAUUAUUCUUUCCACCAACAUUGCAGAGAGUUCGGUCACGGUUCCUGAUGUCAAGUACGUUAUAGACUUUUGUCUGACUAGAACUCUGGUUUGUGACGAAGAUACGAAUUACCAGAGUCUGCGAUUGAGCUGGGCCUCUAAGACCAGUUGUGACCAGAGAAAAGGCCGGGCAGGACGAGUAUCUAAAGGGUAUUGUUACAGACUGGUACACAGGGAUUUCUGGGAGAGCUCCAUCCCAGACCAUGUUGUUCCUGAGAUGUUGCGUUGUCCAUUAGGAAGCACGAUCCUGAAAGUGAAGCUGCUGGACAUGGGCGAACCGAGAGCUCUGCUGGCAACCGCGCUUUCUCCUCCCAGUCUGAGUGACAUCGAGCGCACCAUUCUUCUGCUGAAGGAGGUGGGAGCCCUGGCUGUUAGUGGUCAGAGAGAGGAUGAGAACCCCCAUGACGGUGAGCUGACCUUCUUAGGAAGAGUGCUGGCCCAGCUCCCCGUCAACCAGCAGCUGGGCAAGCUCAUCGUGCUGGGACAUGUGUUCGGGUGCCUGGACGAGUGUCUUAUCAUAGCGGCAGCCCUCUCCCUGAAGAAUUUUUUUGCCAUGCCUUUUCGGCAGCAUCUUGAUGGCUAUAGGAACAAGGUGAACUUCUCUGGCAGCAGUAAGAGCGACUGCCUUGCACUCGUGGAGGCCUUCAAAGCCUGGCAGGCUUGCAGGCAGCGAGGAGAGCUGAGGCACCCCAAGGAUGAACUUGACUGGGGACGGCUAAAUUACAUCCAAAUCAAGAGAAUUAGAGAGGUGGCUGAGUUGUAUGAAGAACUGAAAAACAGAAUCUCUCAGUUCAACAUGUACGUGGAUCCUCGGCGGCCCGCGCUGGACCAGGAGUAUCCGUACAAGCAGCGCUUCAUCCUGCAGGUCGUACUGGCAGGUGCUUUUUAUCCAAACUAUUUUACUUUUGGACAGCCGGAUGAGGAGAUGGCCGUGCGGGAGCUGGCUGGCAAAGACCCCAAGACGACAGUCGUGUUGAAGCACAUCCCUCCCUACGGAUUUCUUUACUACAAACAACUGCAGUCUCUCUUUCGCCAGUGUGGUCAAGUCAAAUCCAUUGUAUUUGAUGGUGCAAAAGCCUUUGUGGAGUUUUCGCGGAAUCCAACAGAGAGAUUCAAGACCCUUCCUGCAGUGUAUAUGGCCGUGAAGAUGUCCCAGCUGAAAAUGUCCCUGGAGCUCAACGUUCAUGCUGCCGAGGACAUAGAAGGGAAGGUACAAGGAGGGACAGUGUCCAAGCUCAGGAACACAAGGGUGAACGUGGACUUCCAGAAGCAGACAGUAGACCCUAUGCAAGUCUCAUUCAACACACCAGACAGGUCCAGAACAGUUGCUGAUGUCUUCCUUACUAUUGAUGUCACCGAGGUGGUGGAAGUGGGCCACUUUUGGGGGUACAGGAUUGAUGAAAGGAAUACAGAACUUCUAAAGAAGCUGACUGCUGAGAUAAACCAGCUGGAACUGGUGCCCCUGCCUGUUCACCCGCACCCUGACUUGGUCUGCCUGGCUCCUUUUGCCGACUUCGACAAGCAAAGAUACUUUAGAGCCCAAAUCCUUUAUGUUUCUGGAAAUCAUGCCGAGGUGUUCUUUGUAGAUUAUGGCAACAGGACCCGGGUCGAGCUGUGUCUUCUAAUGGAGAUUCCUUGUCAGCUUCUCGAGCUUCCAUUUCAGGCUUUGGAAUUUAAGAUUUGCAAAAUGCGACCCUCGGCCAAGUCUCUUGUUUGCGGUGAGCAUUGGAGCGGCAGGGCCAGCGGACGGUUUGCCUCUCUAGUGAGUGGCUGUGCUCUGCUAGUGAAGGUUUUCUCAGUUGUGCACAGCGUCCUGCAUGUGGAUGUGUACCGCUACUUGGGGACCCAGGACAUCGUCAACAUCAGAGACAUCCUCAUUGGAGAGGGCCAUGCGGAGCUUUCAGAGGAGUCCUAUGAGUCGAAACAAAGCCACGAGGUCCUCAAGGGUCUGUUUUCUAAGUCAGUGGAGAAUGUGGCGGAUGGGCCUGUGUCUUCCCCGAUGAAGGACGACGAGAAGUAUCUGAUCCGAGUUUUGCUGGAGAGCUUUUCUUCCAAUAGACUGGGUGCUCCCAGCUGUAAGGCCGUGCUCCACGGGCCCUUUAACCCGUAUGAACUCAAGUGUCACAGUUUGACCAGGAUAUCCAAGUUCAGGUGUGUCUGGAUCGAGAAGGAGAGCAUCAACUCGGUGGUCAUCAGCGAUGCCCCUGCAGACCUGCGCCAGAGGAUGCUGGUUGCAGCCUCACUCUCGGUCAACGCGACGGGGUCCACCAUGCUCCUGAGGGAGACCUCCCUGAUGCCGCACAUCCCCGGGCUCCCGGCGCUGCUCAGCAUGCUCUUCGCGCCCGUGAUGGAGCUGAGGGUGGAUCGUGAGGGCAGAUGCUAUACUGGUGUCCUGUGUGGUUUGGGAUGGAGUCCAACCACGGAGGCCCCUAUACUGCCUGAGCAUGACAUGGAGCUGGCCUUCGACGUGCAGUUCAGCGUGGAGGAUAUCGUUGAGAUCAAUAUUCUCAGAGCUUCUAUCAACAAACUGGUGUGUGAUGGACCAAAUGGAUCCAGGUAUCUCGGACCAGAAAGAAUUGUGCAGUUACAGGAUAAUGCUCGUCAGAAACUUCUAGGCCUGUUCUGUCAGUUGAAGCCUAGAGAGAAGAUUAUUCCCAAGUGGCACGAAAAGCCCUAUGAGUGGAACCAGGUUGAUCCAAAGCUGGUCAUGGAGCAGGCUGGCCGGGAAGGCAGCCGAGGGAAGAAUACUUUUCUCUACCAGCUUCACAAGCUCCUGGUGCUCAGUCCCUAAAUGUGGGCAGCCGCCCGCAGCCGCCC
Molecule: messenger RNA, 3986 nt
Organism: Perognathus longimembris pacificus (Pacific pocket mouse)
Lineage: Eukaryota; Metazoa; Chordata; Mammalia; Rodentia; Heteromyidae
Gene: Tdrd9
Product: tudor domain containing 9
Exons: 36
Coding region: 1-3960 (1319 amino acids)
Cellular component (GO): intracellular anatomical structure
Molecular function (GO): ATP binding; RNA binding
Source: RefSeq, a predicted model, not a curated record